AGGCGCUCGCGCUCGGGGUGCGGCGGCGGCGGCGGCGGCGGCAGCGGGCGCGGGAAGAUGGCGGCAGCGGCGGCUGCGGCGGCGGCCGAGCAGCAAAGUUCCAAUGGUCCGGUAAAGAAGUCCAUGCGUGAGAAGGCCGUUGAGAGAAGGAAUGUCAAUAAAGAGCACAAUAGUAACUUUAAAGCUGGAUAUAUUCCCAUCGAUGAAGAUCGCCUCCACAAGACGGGCUUGAGAGGGAGAAAGGGCAGUUUGGCCGUCUGUGUGGUUAUCCUCUUGUUCAUCCUGGCUGUCAUCAACUUCAUUAUAACCCUGGUUAUCUGGGCUGUGAUUCGCAUUGGACCCAACGGCUGUGACAGCUUGGAGUUUCAUGAAAGCGGUCUGCUUCGGUUCAAGCAAGUGUCCGACAUGGGAGUUAUACACCCUCUUUAUAAGAGCACAGUGGGAGGAAGGCGGAAUGAAAAUUUGGUCAUCACUGGCAACAACCAGCCCAUUGUUUUUCAGCAAGGGACAACAAAACUCAGUGUAGAAAAGAACAAAACUUCUAUUACAAGUGACAUUGGUAUGCAGUUUUUUGACCCAAGGACUCAAAAUAUUUUAUUCAGCACAGACUAUGAAACUCAUGAGUUUCAUUUGCCAAGUGGAGUGAAAAGUUUGAAUGUUCAAAAAGCAUCUACGGAAAGGAUUACCAGCAAUGCUACUAGUGACUUAAAUAUAAAAGUUGAUGGACGUGCUAUAGUGCGUGGAAAUGAAGGAGUGUUCAUCAUGGGCAAAACCAUUGAAUUUCACAUGGGUGGUAACAUGGAGUUAAAAGCAGAAAACAGCAUCAUCCUGAAUGGAACUGUGGUGGUCAGCACAGCUCGCCUGCCCAGUUCCUCCAGCGGAGACCAGUUCGCUGCCGGCGAGUGGGUGCGCUACAAGCUCUGCAUGUGCGCCGACGGCACCCUCUUCAAAGUCCAGGUGGCAGCCCAGAACAUGGGCUGCCAGGUCGCAGACAGCCCCUGUGGGAACAGUCACUAAAGGUCCAGGGAGGUCUUCGAUGUGUUCCUGUCACGACUUGGCUUUUUUUAAGAGUCUGCAUGCAAUUAUGUUUUUACAGAGUUUGUGAUAACUGGUAAUUAUUUUAUCUGCAGAGCACUACUGUAUCUGUUAUAUAAUCUCCAUAUUUAAAAUACUCUCAGAAAGCCUAGAUUCUAAUACCUUUCAUUACAUUGGACUGAUCUUCAAGUUACCCUUCUCUAAAAUAAUGACCAGAAGUGAAUAAAAUCAAAAUCAGUCUUUUAAAAAGAGUUUUUAAAAUUCAACUAUUUCUUGUCUAAAGGAUAAAGGGCUGAAGCAACUGUUUAGCCUCACUGUAAAUAAGCCAUUGGUAACUAGUGGGCAUAGACCCACUUACGAUGUUUAAAAGGUACACCAUCAGUGAAUGUUACAUGCUCUGUCUUUUGGCUUCUAAGAGGAAAGACAGAUUUUUAGUGCAUUAACUUCAGCCAUAUUCUCACAUGCAAGUGAAGUCAUUAAAGAACUUCAUGUAUGUGAGAUAGUAAGAAACUGUGGUUCCUUAGUUUUGCACUAGGAAUAAAAUACUCUGUAACAGAAUGUUUACUUGUUAAAUAUUAAUAAAUAUUAAGAGUUCACAAUGUGGUGAAGUUAAAAUGCCAUCCUAGCUUUAACUUUGAGGUAAUGAUGAUAGCUGUCAUUCACUGAGCAUCUUGGACGUCCUCGGUAUUGUCCUAGGCAUUGCAUGUGUGAUGUCUCUCAUUCUCACCAGAGCUCUGUAAGUAGGUGUUAUUAUCCCAGUUUUACCAUUAGGAAAUUGAGGACCAGAAAUUUGCCUGAUGUCACAUAGAAAAUAGCAGAGUUGGGAUUCAAAUCUAGAUGCACCUGCUUCCAAAUACCUUGUUAUUUUCACUACCUGUGUUGGUUUUAAUUAUUUAAAACUCUACCAGACCAACGAAGACUAACUUAAACUUACAGAUAAGAAUCAAACAAAGCAGAUCUGCUUACUCUGGUUAAAAAAAUAAGCCAAUCAAUCUCAUGUCAAAAAAUAAAUAAAUAAAGUGGCCUAUCCCUGUCAGAUUUUAAACUAUCUUAAGCCAGUUCCAAAACAUUGUAUCAGACAUAGGGAGGCCAAAUUGGCCUAGGCAUGGUCUACCUCGUUUCCCGACUGGCGGGCAUGGCACACGGGAAUACCUCAUGUGUGGGAAAGGGUUGCCAAAAUACUUACGCCCUCAGCCCUCAGGAAACACAGAAGUAGGGAGGCAACCACCCCGAGCAAGUCCCACCGGCCAGGAAUGGCCUGGUGGGUUCACCCCAGCGUGUGCCGUAAAAAUACUACCUUUUUUAAACAGUGCCAUGCCUUGACAAAAGUUGGGAAGCACUGGACUAAAAGGAUGCUAAUGCAGAAAAUAAUACAAGUAAUUUUUAAGUAUGGGAAUUGAUCUCUGCUCAGAUAUCACCAUCCCAUUGUAAUGAUUUACAACCCUCAAAUCAGUGGUUUUCAAUGUAUUUUAUAUUUCACUUGAAAGGAACUCUCUGGUGUUGUAAGACAUUCAUAAUAUCGGGGCGGAGACGUAAGAGUGGUUUGCUAUAAAGGAGGCAGUAGUGAUAAAGCAUAGGCCCCAGCCUGCAUUCAAGUGUAACAGCAUUCUGUCCUGGGUACUUUGAACUAUGUAGAUAAGAAAAUCAAUACAAAAAAAACAAUUUGCAUUCAAUAUUGUUACAGUACUCUCUGACAGAAGCCAAAUGCCUUAGAGAUUAUGAAUACUGUACUAAAGUAUACUAAAACAGAGAUUGACGUACUACAUAAUACUGAGUGCAGUUUUUAAAUGAAGAUAAAAAAGGAGUGAAAUUUCUGACCUCUGAUUGUUAUUAGUUGCAGUGAUAUUCAGAACCUAUUAUAUUCAGUAUCAUUUAAUGUCUGAAUGAUAUUCAGAAAAAAUUCACUGAAAUUUUCUUUCAGAUGUUCAGUAUAUUUUUUAAUUUUACAUUUGUUACUCAUCUGCUCUAUUUAGAUUUGUUUUGAAAACUUCUUUAACUAUUUUUACAAAAACUACAGAACACUGUUACAACAUAUUAUUUAUUAAAUGUAAUUCAUGAAAUAAUCUAUUUUUACUCCUUUUUGAGAAAUAUUUGUGUUCUUGAUACAUCUCCAUUAAGUGCUUUUAACAUGAGAGGAUAUUUUCAUGUUUUUAUAGAACUGAUUGUUCAGGUAACAGGUGAGGACACUUUGCAGGUCAUCUUUGCCUUUUCCCUGAAAUGUAGCCAUGGAAAAUUCACAGGAAAGCAGACCAAGAACAAACCAUCUAUUUUACCUGUGACCUGUUUUGCACAACAGUAAAGCUUCAAAUACUCAUUCUCACCACCAGAUGGCAUUUUUCUAUAAACUGAAAUGUUAACUUUUCUCUUCCUGCCAGUUGCCCCUCCCCUACAUUGAGCACAGCCGUGACAAGCAGGAGGCUGGGGGAGGCAGAUGACAAGGACAGGAUCCCAGGGAACGGGGGCAGACACACCCCUGUUUAAGUCAGUGCAGUGCUUUAGAAGUGCGUUACAGUGGUCAGGGGGACAAACGAAAUAAAAGCAAGAUGCUUCAGAGACUAAUGAGUAGGUAGGAAAAGGCAAAACAACACAGGAUGAGGACUGCCUGGGUAUGGUCUGUAAUAUUUAAAAAUAUACUUAUUUGUAUUCUUUUUACAUUAUGAAACAAAUUUCGUGCAAUAGCUUUGAUGAUCAAAGGUGGGAGUUCUACCUACUUUCGAAUGAGUGUUCUUAAGAGGGUAAGAAUGUUCCAGUGCUAAAUUUGACAAAAGAGACCAUUCAUAUGCUGAUAAUUUUAGUAAUCUUUUAAAAAGUGUGGAAGAGGCAAAGAUUACAAAUUGGGUCACACAAAAAUAAACCGAUGAAUCUGAUAUAGAUUGCUAACUCUGAGUUUCAGUUAAUUCAGUUUGUAAUAACUAUUAAUGACUUCUGUUUACAAUAAAGAUUCUUUCAAUUGUUUGCUGUUAAGUUUUUCUAUAAAA
This is a messenger RNA of Pteronotus mesoamericanus, 4013 nucleotides long. It is a transcript of the gene SGCB, whose product is annotated as sarcoglycan beta. The transcript has 6 exons. Gene Ontology annotation, biological process: muscle organ development. The record is from RefSeq and is a predicted model, not a curated record. Gene Ontology annotation, cellular component: sarcolemma; sarcoglycan complex. NCBI's taxonomy places the organism in Eukaryota, Metazoa, Chordata, Mammalia, Chiroptera, Mormoopidae. The coding region runs from base 58 to 1017 and encodes 319 amino acids.